AUGGGUGGCCAUUGCAGCCAGUGUGCAGAUGUUGACGCAGGUCAUGCCGAGGUAGUUGGGGAAGAUCUUGCUUGUAGCGGCUGUCCGGCUGUCGCUGCAUGCGACCUCUGCUUCUCAUCGCAGAAGCUGAAAGAAGAGCAAGGAAGACUGCGCAUGCUCCUGCAUCAGAGCUCGGCAGAGCUGCAGGCAGUACAGGCUGAGUUGGAAGCAUCGCAGGCAGCCGCAAGUGGCACGGCACAGGAGCUGCUGUCGGUGAGAACUCAGUUGAACCAAUCCCUGGAGCUGCGAGAGCAGCUGAGAGCAGAGGUACAGGAGGAGCAAGCACAGCAAGCGCGGCAAGCACGGCAAGCACAGCAAGCUGCAAGCAGAGCGCAAGUCGAGCGAGAGCAGCUCCAGGUCGAAAUCCUCGAGCUGUCCGAGAGGUUGGAGGCAGCUCGAGAGCUUGAGAAGCUCGAGGCCGAGGAAAAGGAAAAGCAUCUAGCAGAGACUCGAGAGUGCCAGGCUUCUCACUUGUCUUACCCUGACUGGACUGCCUUAAGCAGAAGCGUUUGCGCCGUUUGCUGGGAACCAUCUGCAGACAGAGUGGCGGUACCUUGCGGUCACCAGUGUGUUUGUGAAGGGUGUUUGGCGAAGGUGUCUGCAUGUCCGGUUUGUCGGCAGCCGGUGGAAUGCUUCCUGAAAGUCUUCGUAGCCUGCCCAGCGCACUUCGAGGAAGAGUGCAUGGAGCUUCGAAAGAGCCUCGCCAUGCAGGAAGCUCGGACUCAGGAGCUCCAGACUCGAGCCGAGGCGAGCGAAGCGAGGGGAAAGUCAGCGAAGCUUUGGAUGAAUGCAACCACCGUGCUGAAGCCUCAGGACUUCCAGCGCCUGGCAAAGGCCACGCGUCGCGGUCGUGAGUUGGACAAGUUGCUUUUGCCCCAAACUUCGCGAGCACGCAACGGGGAGAUCCUCACAGACCAGACGAUGGUGGACCUGGUGGAUUUUCAGCGCCAUUUGGCUAGCUUACCUAGGCCGUCCUUGCGACGUUGA
Messenger RNA from Symbiodinium sp. CCMP2592, 1026 nucleotides. NCBI's taxonomy places the organism in Eukaryota, Dinophyceae, Suessiales, Symbiodiniaceae. The record is from the annotation of a GenBank genome assembly.